Molecule: messenger RNA, 582 nt
Organism: Quercus lobata
Lineage: Eukaryota; Viridiplantae; Streptophyta; Magnoliopsida; Fagales; Fagaceae
Exons: 1
Coding region: 1-582 (193 amino acids)
Source: RefSeq, a predicted model, not a curated record
AUGUCUGUGGCUCGGCUCUCCACCGAGGACGGUGAUAGAGAGUCCAAAAGGUCUAAGGGGAGCUCACCUAUGCUGGGGUUCUCGGACGAGGAUAAGAUUGGAACCAUACAACCCCACAACGAUGCACUAGUAGUUACACUUAGGAUUGGAGGGUUUGACGUGAAGAGAGUGCUAGUAGAUCAGGGCAGUGCUGUGGAAGUAAUGUACCCUGAUUUGUACAAGGAGCUGAACCUAAGGCCCAAGGACCUGACGGCGUACGACUCCCCUUUGGUAAGUUUCAAAGGGAAGACUGUCACACCGAAGGGACAGAUCAGAUUGCCCAUACAGACCAGAUCGGAGGUGGUGGAGAUGGAUUUUAUCGUGGUUGACGCUUACUCACCGUAUACGGCCAUAAUGGCCAGACCUUGGCUCCACGCCCUGGAAGCCAUUUCUUUUACACUUCACCAGAAGGUAAAGUACCCAUCAGAGGGCCAAGUGGAGGAAAUUAGGGGAGAUCAAGCCAUGGCUAGGCAAUGCAUGGUGGCUGCCAUUUCACGCCUAUCCAGUGCAGAACCCUUGGCUUCUAUAAGAAAGGACUUGUAG